Cyprinus carpio (common carp) is the source of this 2639-nucleotide messenger RNA. RefSeq names its product probable G-protein coupled receptor 101. Lineage: Eukaryota; Metazoa; Chordata; Actinopteri; Cypriniformes; Cyprinidae. Gene Ontology annotation, molecular function: G protein-coupled receptor activity. The transcript has 2 exons. Gene Ontology annotation, biological process: G protein-coupled receptor signaling pathway. The record is from RefSeq and is a predicted model, not a curated record. Gene Ontology annotation, cellular component: membrane. The coding region runs from base 730 to 2031 and encodes 433 amino acids.
CACUGGUUGUGAUCAGCACGAUUAUUUAUUGUGGAAGGUUUGUGUUUAAGUGCACUCGAGAGCACCAACGGCGUUACAUUGCUAAUGAGCAGAACGGUGUGGUGCUGAUGAUGACAUGUAACCGCUGUGACACUGCUGUGUGUGCGCCACCGCAUGUUCACAAGCAGGUAACAGAAACCCACGGCGGUUUAUUAAAACAAUAUCUGCUCUGACACCACCAGCGAGCGCUUGACUGAUGCUUCUCCAUCUCUGAAUGAAGUCCUGCUCACACAGAGCCGAGCAGAGGCGAGAGGACGCGACUGUCGUUGAUGACACUGAGGAGACUAAAACAUGGGAGAACAUCACUGGAGCCCAGCUUUCAGUGAAGAGACAGACACAAAGGCGACUGACAACCGACAGCCAUUCGAAAAGAGCCGAACGAAUGCUUCGUUAAUGCCUUUCGUCACACGGUAAAUGCCUUCCAUUCAUUGGUAAUAUUUGCUUGAGAUUUGCACCGUAGAGAAACCAGCGCCACUUUUAGCGCGCGGUUAACAAUGGAAUUAUGACAGUGGUGAUUUCCAGCUGUUCAUUGUUCGCGUAAAAGGUAGAUGCAAAUAAUUUGGCCCGUGCUUACCAAGUGACUCAAGAAAAGGUGUGAAGAGUGACAAUACAGUUGUCAGACCUUCAGGCUGGUGUUGGUGAUAUCCGAAAGGCUCCUAAUGCUUUAUCUUCCACCUUGUCUCUGUCACCAUGCCCACCUUUCCACCUCUGGGCAGUAACACCAGCACAGUGCCCUGGGACCCUGGCGCACCUUCUCUGGUGAACAGCAUGGUGAAGAUGGUGCUCAUAUCGGCGAUUGUGUGCAUGUCACUUUUUGGAAACGUUGUGGUGCUGCUGGUAUUCCAGCGCAAGCCGCAACUUCUCCACGUUGCCAACCGUUUCGUGCUUAACCUGCUCCUGGCCGACCUACUGCAGACGGUGCUGGUCAUGCCCUUUGCCAUCGCCGCCACCGUGCCUGAGGUUUGGCCGCUGGACGCCCGACUCUGCCAAGCCCUUGUGGUGCUCAUGCACCUGUUUGCAUUCGCUGGCGUCAACACCAUCAUCGUGGUUUCCGUAGAUCGCUAUUUGGCCAUCAUCCACCCUCUGUCCUACCCUACACGAAUGACACCUCACCUGGGUACCAACCUGAUCGCUCUCACAUGGCUUCUUAGUGUACUUCAGAGCACUCCGCCGCUUUAUGGAUGGGGAACCAUCGAAUUUGACCAGCGCCACAAAGCCUGCACUGUUGUGUGGUCCUCAAGCUACUCGUAUUCAGCCUUGGUGUCGGCACUUUCAUUCUGGCUGCCUUUGGUGAUCAUGCUUUGCUGUUAUUGGAUGGUAUUCAGGGCGGCAAGGCGGCAGAACGCCCUCGUUCACCCCAUCCAAUCCAAUCCCCCUCCAGAUUCCCAAGCGUCCUGUUCCAGCCCCCAAAGGCAUCCCCAACCGGAAGGCCCCUUUUCGGCCUCUUAUCCCAUCAGAACCCGCCAUAGACGCUUCCAUUAUCACUGUAAGGCGGCGCGGGUGGUGUUCGUCAUCAUGGCGUCCUAUGUGCUCAGUAUGGGCCCGUACUGCAUUCUAAGCACGAUAUCAAUUUAUUCUAGUGCAGCGGUGCCACCCUGGUUGGCCUCGAUGGCGCUCAUUCUCUUCUUCCUGCAGUGCUGCUUACACCCCUACAUCUAUGGCUACAUGCACCGCAGCGUACGCAAGGAGUUCCUGGCGCUGCUCUGCGGGCCGCUGUGUGGGCAGGGCCGGAUCAGUCAGGGCUCCGGCGUGGACAGUUGCUUCACGGUGACGGAUGGACGCAUGGCGCACACCCAUCUCUCAAGCCAGGCUGCCCGAGUGUGUCCUCGCCGAACCUGGGAGGAAGGCACCGUGUCUUCUUCCCCUACAGAGAGGAGGUCCAAAGACAGCCGUAAGGAAACCACCUCCAUCAGUCUGAGCUCAGAGAAGGAGCUCACAGUACACAGCAACACCAACAAACAACCUGAGGAAACACCUACAGGCAAAUUCUGAACAUAUCUGGGGUAUAUACAUCUCUUUUGGUUUCCAUUUAGGGCACAAUUUGGUACUUUUGAAUCAAAUACUGUGCCUUUAAACACAAGUUCACUUAAUACAACCACACUCUCAGACAAAAAGGUACAAAAACUGUUACUGGGGCAGUAUCCUUUUAAAAAGUACUAAUUUGUGCCAUUUAUUUACUAAUAUGUACAUUUUAGGUGGUAACAUGUAUCUUUAAGAUACUAAUAUGUACCAAAAAAUGGGAAAAAAUGGUCCGAAAAGUCCCUUCUUAAAAGGUACCGCCUCAGUGGCAGCUUCUGUACCUUUUUAUCUGAGAAUGCAUAUUUGUUCUGCUAUAUGUAACCAUAUGUGUUCCUAGCUGUGCUAUGGACCUACUUUAUGGUUAGUUUUUACAAAAAUAACAUUGACCACAACAGAAAAGUCUAGCAAACAUAUUUUCUUGGCUGGAUAAUAGACUGUUUAAACUAUCUUUUAGUCAAGAGUUAGAUUUAUUUAUAUGUAUUUUAUUUUACAGACUGGAGUAAUGGCUGCUAAAAAUUCAGCUUUACUAUCACAGAAUAAAUAUAAUUUUAAAAUGUAUUAAAAUAGAAAAGAGGUAUUUA